AUGAUACGUGUUGGAGAGGCGGCGGAGGCGUGCGUGAACCCGACGACGGCUUCGUUAGGUUUAUCGCUGAAUAAUCCGAAACCGGCAGACUUGAGGAAGGACACUGGAUGCACGUAUAAUGCCGGCACGGAAACGUACGUCGAUCCUGGGGAUUCGACAAAGUCGAAAACGUUGACGUAUAGCCCGAGCGGGAGCGCGGUGAGCACGAACGCGCACAUCUACAACUCUUUCGAGGCUGGGUUUUCCGAUAAGCAAGAUAAAGUCAUUGAAGGUUGGGGAUGUUCCACGCCGAGCGAUCUCUAUGAUAAUGCAGGAGGUUUAGAUCUCGGCUUGGCGGAAAGUAAAGUCAGGAAAUUGUGUUACGAUUCUGUCGCGUGGUCGUUUCCGAACGUUCAAGCGGAUGACUCGUAUCGCGGAUGCGUCGGCCCGUGCGGCGGACACACGAGCGAUUACCAUUUCCACGGACGGUAUCACUGUUUGUAUUCGCAAUCUGGUGCGCACUCGACGAAAAUUGGCGACGUCGGGCCGUACAUCAUGUACGGGAAGUGGGAGGAUUUCGAGAACAAAAAGUUGCCGCACUUGGACGCGUGCGGCGCGCACAUCGGGAAGACUCCGGAUUCGCCAGCGAAUGACGUGUACCACUACCACGCGCAAGACAGAGGACCGUACGGCGUCGGCUGUUUCGGCGAUGGCACGAACUUGGUCACCGUUGAAAAAUGCAGAUCGUUAUACCCCGAGUGCAACGAUGCCCAAGCCGAAACAUUCACGGACAUGCCGCAACCGGACGGCACGAAAAAAACGUUCGAGUACGACCGCGAUUGUCCGUGCUUCGACGCCAACGGAUUAAACACCGGUACGAUUACCGAGCGAGCGAUUAUCGCGGCACCGACGGUUCUUUCGUACGACGCGAGCGAGUGGACGUGCGGAAGUGGCGUGAGUUGCAUGCAAACCGUGGAAAAAACGCUCGGGUAUACCGAUUACGUUGGUUCCGAUAGUACGACUACUACUACUACAACUACGGAUACUACUACUACUACGACUACUACUGAUACGAGUACGUCUGGAGGCGCUUCAACCAAGGCGAUGCUGGCGACUGCUGGCGCAACCAUCAUGGCUGCGUUGCUCGUCUAA
This is a messenger RNA of Bathycoccus prasinos, 1131 nucleotides long. RefSeq lists its product with no specific name. The record is from RefSeq and is a predicted model, not a curated record. The transcript has a single exon. NCBI's taxonomy places the organism in Eukaryota, Viridiplantae, Chlorophyta, Mamiellophyceae, Mamiellales, Bathycoccaceae. Bases 1 to 1131 code for a protein of 376 amino acids.